GGUGCCACUCACCAUCGAUUCCUCCGUCAACUUACUUCCUGUAAGAUCAGCAGCAGAGCUAACUGCCCCGGCCUUGUUUUAGAAAAGUUGUCUCUGCUAGUAAGCUACCUAUGGCACGUUUCUCUUCUUUCCUCGUGAUCGCUGUGAUGGCAGCCAUGGCCUUUGUAGCCAUUGCCCGCCCCUACGAACCUUCUGGUUGGGUUACCAUUCCUAAUGUGGAGAAGGACAGCCAUGUCCAGUACUUGGGCAAGUUUGCUGUUACAAGGUAUAAUGAGCAGACUAAGGCUUACCUCGAGUUCAUUCAGGUGACAGAAGCACAAGUACUUGAUCGCGGCACGGAGCACUACACAUACAAGUUGGUGAUUCAGGUUCAUGAUGGCUACGCUGUCAAGUUUUUCAAGAGCGAAGUGUUCCAAGAUCUGUCAGCACCUGGCCAGCCCCCCGUCCUCAACUUGGGUUACUUCAUCCCCUCGUAUUAG
Messenger RNA from Nymphaea colorata (pocket water lily), 479 nucleotides. RefSeq lists its product as uncharacterized. The record is from RefSeq and is a predicted model, not a curated record. Gene Ontology annotation, molecular function: cysteine-type endopeptidase inhibitor activity. The transcript has 2 exons. The coding region runs from base 111 to 479 and encodes 122 amino acids. Lineage: Eukaryota; Viridiplantae; Streptophyta; Magnoliopsida; Nymphaeales; Nymphaeaceae.